This is a messenger RNA of Drosophila hydei, 1115 nucleotides long. Its product is annotated as E3 ubiquitin-protein ligase complex slx8-rfp subunit rfp2. Gene Ontology annotation, molecular function: transcription factor binding. The transcript has 4 exons. NCBI's taxonomy places the organism in Eukaryota, Metazoa, Arthropoda, Insecta, Diptera, Drosophilidae. Gene Ontology annotation, biological process: positive regulation of transcription by RNA polymerase II. The record is from RefSeq and is a predicted model, not a curated record. The coding region runs from base 20 to 892 and encodes 290 amino acids.
GAAAAUUUCGCUAACCUAUAUGUCAAGCAUGUCAAGUGUUACAGAUAUUUCUCUUUCUGAGUCAUUGACACCACCGACUUCUACAGCACACUCCGUCGUUAGCUCUCCCAUCUUCGAACUAAUGGAAAACUCCAGCCCCGAAAAUACCUUCGAAUCAAAUUUGACUUCGGAGAACUCCAGCUCCAGUUACAGUUUGCGUCCAUCCCACUUCGAGCAACGUUCCGGUGAUACAUUGGACUUGACAAACGACGGCUGGCAGGAUUCAUUGGAGGAAUCAUUUCGCCAUGAUCUAAUUGAAGCCGAAAUAGCUAGCAUACGUCUCUUCUGCGAGGAAGUCGAUAAUAAUUUGACCCAAAUUGGCCUGGGCCCAGUGGGCAGCAAUUCAACACCCAGAAAUCUAUAUGCUCGUCGUAAUAAUCGAGAAUCUGGCGGCAAUCAGCCUGAAGAUGUAAUUGAUCUGUCUAGCCUAGAUUUGUAUCCACCUCGUCACUUUGAAAGACCUCGCACACCGGAGGCUUUCAUAGAUCUGUGUACGCCGGAGCCUACGCGCCGUCUUCCAGCUUUUAUCAAUUUAACAGAUUCGACUAACGAGCCCACAGCUGCUAAUCGACGUCGUCUAUAUGAAAACAAUCAGUCGACGGCUGCUGCAGAGUCUAUUGAUCUGGGAUUCUCGCUGCCAAAGCGUGAAUGCUUGGACGAACACGAUUCAUCCAGUGAAUCCUACAAAUGUCCAGUCUGCUUGGAAUGCGUUCGCAAGCGCGAGCCAUCCUCGACCAAGUGUGGGCACAUCUUCUGCAAGAGCUGCAUUGAAACAGCCAUAGCGUCCACCCACAAAUGCCCGCUCUGUAAUAAGCGCGUGGCCAAGCGCUCAAUAUUUCGUAUUUAUCUAUAGGUUCCUUUGCUUAUCUUUAUAUUAUAAUCGCUCGCAUUCACGGAUAAUUUAGUUGAUAAGUGAGUGGAAUGCACGCAUUAUAUAAAUGUUCCUCAUUAAACAAAUAGUAUAUAUAAAAAUAUAAGAUCAAUCAAGUUUCAUUUGACAUUAUGUAUUUAACCAUCCAUCGUCAUGUUAGCUGUAAGUGGACUGAAAUGGAAUGAAACACACUAAAAAAUUUUAA